AUGGCGGCAGAAUUAGGUAAGCCACAGAGCCAGAGCAAAUAUAUACAGGACGAGCCAGACGCCACCAGACGACUGGGUGGCAGCCUGCAGGCCGCUCAGGCCGCUCACUCCUUCAGCAGCGGCGUGUCUGGCUCUGGCUUCUGUGGAGCGUCCUUGGCGUGGUGGCCGAUCAGAUCGCGCAGUUUUUCGGGGAUAUCUUCAAACGCAAGGUCAUCGGGCGUCACAGUGACACUCUCGCCUUUCAAUGCCAGGAUGUCCUGGAUGUUUAUGCGGUGGUCAGAAAAAAUCUGGAGCUUGUUUGGAUAUUAUAUGGGACGACCUCUCAUGACACUUUUUGCAGGUGAAGGCCAGCAUCAGCAUUGGUUUGUCCAUCCUGACUGUCGACGAUUGCAGACGCACUGCAAAGGCGUUGGCUGGUCUGAUAGCCAGGCGUGCACAUGGUAUUCUGCAAAUGAGAGGAGUCUGUGUCCUCAGAAUUCUGGCUCCCAGGGCUGCCGUUCUCGCUAG
This is a messenger RNA of Ogataea angusta, 507 nucleotides long. RefSeq lists its product as uncharacterized. The transcript is spliced from 2 exons. The coding region runs from base 1 to 507 and encodes 168 amino acids. The record is from RefSeq and is a predicted model, not a curated record. Lineage: Eukaryota; Fungi; Ascomycota; Pichiomycetes; Pichiales; Pichiaceae.